AUGCCGGGUAUCCAACCUGCGUUUGCCUGGGAGCUGAUGUGCUAUGCCAACCGCGCAAUUCACGGCGCCUACUUUGACGAUCACUACUCAAUCUUUAUCCCCUUACUCCUGCUGCUGGCCGAGUUUCCCUCUUAUGUAUACACAUGGCUGGCGCUAGGGGCUGCUCAACUGGCGCAGCAACUACCGUCUGCAGAGAACCCAUUGCGACUCCUGUCGCUAGAAUACCACUCGCAGGCAAUAGGUAGUCUGCGCCAACACCUCCACUCUGCUCCAGUACCUCAGGAAUGGGCCCUGUGCUCCAUGCUGCUACUUCACAUUUUCGAAAAGUUUGGCGACGGGUACCGAUCGCCCUCGGAUACACAUGUCAAGUCGGCGCGAAGCAUCUUUCUCCGCCAUUUCACCCAUUCGCCUCCGAGAGACAUGCGCCACAUUCUACAGCUAGAGAGCCUGGUAUACCGAGUCGCCGUUACUAGCACUUUCCGGCUAGGGCCCAUGUGUUACCUGGAGGAAUACUCCUCUCUGGACGAUCUCGUCGAUAUAUGGGAGUCGUCACCGAUCACUUGUGUUUUGUGGCAACAUAACCUCUGGAUCGGUCUACGGCCGCCCAUAUUCAAUGUAGUCUUUAAGCUAUCAGUCCUCCUCCGUCUUGUGCCCCUCCAACCUUCGUGGAGGUCUGAGCUGGACAAGCUAGAGGGGCUGGACAAGCUAGAGGGCAACUUUCAGCACUAUCUUGGGCCUUAUGAGGCGUGGCCGUCGCAUAUGGGCGACCCAGAUCAUCCACCGGAUAGCGGUGGCAGGCCUUGCUUGUCGCUAGCAGACCAGGCCUGCGCCGAGCACUGCCUUUACGCUUGUGCCUGCCACAUAAUCACGACCAAAUUUCGGGACCCUGAGUCAACGCAGUCCAGGGAUCAGGUCCGUCGAGUAUCCCGCCUCGGUUUCCGCCUUCUGGCGUACCUGGCAAAAGCCGGGUUCCUAUCACCAGUGUUGAUAUGGCCAGCCACCAUCAUCAGUCUCGCCGCGUCGAGUCCGGAGGACCAGGAUAUAGCGACGCUGUGCAUUAACGGUCUAGCCCACAAGUCUGGAUCACAGGCCAUUACAUCAGUCAUGCGCCUUCUGCACCUUGCAUGGACGAAAACCAGUAAGGAAUGGCCAGCCGGAACGAAUAUACUCUUUGACUUUGAAGCGCUUGGCCACGUUUUUAUCUGA
Messenger RNA from Penicillium waksmanii, 1206 nucleotides. RefSeq lists its product as uncharacterized. NCBI's taxonomy places the organism in Eukaryota, Fungi, Ascomycota, Eurotiomycetes, Eurotiales, Aspergillaceae. The transcript has a single exon. The record is from RefSeq and is a predicted model, not a curated record. Bases 1 to 1206 code for a protein of 401 amino acids.